AGGGUACAGCCAGGAGCAGGCGCAGAUCUAUUCCGCCGGGCUAAGGAUCGGGUGCGAGGGAAGGGGCUAGGCUGGCUGUUGCGGGAUGCCCUGAAGACUGGAUGGGCCGAGCUGGGCGCAAGCUCUGGACAGAGGUGGUACGGAGCAGUCAUCGUGGAACCUAAGUUAGGAGUCACGGGAGAGGCCGAGCUCGAUUGCGUGGGGGUUGGGAACCGCAGUCAACGGGUUUGCGGCGACCCCCGCAGGCCCUGCUCGCCAUGGGGGAGGUGGAGAUCUCCGCCAGGGCCUACGUGAAGAUGUGCCUGCACGCAGCCCGGUACCCGCACGCUGCGGUCAACGGGCUGCUGCUGGCGCCAGUGCCGCGGUCCCAAGAAUGCCUGUGCCUCACCGACUGUGUGCCCCUCUUCCACAGUCACCUGGCCUUGUCAGUCAUGCUGGAGGUCGCCCUCAACCAGGUGGAUGUGUGGGGCGCGCAAGCCGGUCUUGUGGUGGCUGGGUACUACCAUGCUAAUGCAGCUCUGGAUGACCAGAGCCCUGGGCCCCUGGCCUUGAAAAUUGCUGGGCGAAUUGCAGAAUUCUUCCCUGAUGCAGCACUUAUUAUGCUAGAUAAUAAGAAACUGGUGCCUCAGCCUCGUGUGCCUCCAGUUAUUGUCCUGGAGAACCAAGGUCUCCGCUGGGUCCCCAAAGACAAGAACUUAGUGAUGUGGAGGGACUGGGAUGAGUCACGGCACAUGGUGGGAACACUACUGGAGGGCCGGGCCCACCAGCACCUUGUGGACUUUGACUGCCACCUUGAUGACAUCCGACAGGACUGGACCAACCAGCAGCUCAACAGCCAAAUCACCCAGUGGGUUGGUUCCACCAAUGGAAAUGCCUGAGCUAGGGUCAGGGAGGCCAGAUCCAAUAAAGAGACUUGGGCUGGCGGGCAACCGUAUGACUGUAUUUAUUGUGCUUAGGAGACAAAGUGAGGGAGAAUCUUCAAUAGAAGGAA
Fukomys damarensis (Damara mole-rat) is the source of this 991-nucleotide messenger RNA. RefSeq names its product ER membrane protein complex subunit 9 (gene Emc9). The transcript is spliced from 5 exons. Lineage: Eukaryota; Metazoa; Chordata; Mammalia; Rodentia; Bathyergidae. Gene Ontology annotation, cellular component: EMC complex. The coding region runs from base 258 to 878 and encodes 206 amino acids. The record is from RefSeq and is a predicted model, not a curated record.